This is a messenger RNA of Trypanosoma cruzi, 987 nucleotides long. RefSeq lists its product as uncharacterized. The record is from RefSeq and is a predicted model, not a curated record. NCBI's taxonomy places the organism in Eukaryota, Euglenozoa, Kinetoplastea, Trypanosomatida, Trypanosomatidae. The transcript has a single exon. Bases 1 to 987 code for a protein of 328 amino acids.
AUGGCGUCAUUGCGGUCGACACUGCAUAAAAUUAAAACGGAUUUAUACGAGGCGGAGACGGCGGGUGAAGCCGCUCAGGCGGUGUUGCAGGCGCUGCCGCGGUGGUUGCCGUGGGUGGGUGCUGGUGCCUGCAUCACGGCGUACAUUGUGACACUUCGCGUACGACUUUUUAUUGCCAGAUGGCGCCGUGCCGCACGGCGGCGGGUGGAGCGGAAAUAUAUGGCCAUAGGGUUUCUGCAUGACUACGCCCAGCCUCAAGGGGAGUUUUUCACGCUUGUUGGGGACGACAAUGAUGAUGACGAUGGCGAGGAGGGUGACAAUACCGCCCUCACACUUUCAGAUAUAGAGGAGUUUCGUUGUAGCCUUGGCAUUCGCUCUCCGCGCGACGACGACCUCCUGCUGCUGGUGGAAGAGAUGCUGCUCGUAGACCCUAUUCCCGAGUGUUGGGUGCUGUACCGCACUUCCGCUGGCCUCGUGCGCUUUAUGAAUGUCAACACACAAGAACUCUUCUUUUUCCACCCCGGCAAGCGGGAGGAGGAGCGGCAUAUACGCGCAGAACUGAAGCGGCGCAACAAUGUCUUUAUGGAGGCAAAGUUUAACUUAUUGGGCAGCGAUGAUAAGAGCGGCCGCUUCCCCGGCAGCAAUACAUCCUUUGCCCUGCGAAGGCAACGCCAGAAGAAGGCUACCACCGCUGGUAAUAACUGUAGCGACAGUGUUGGUAGCGGCGGGGCGACAUUGAGUUUUAGUGACGACGAGGAGGAGGUGGACGGAAAGGACGAGCAAUCAACAUUUAGGAGACUUUUUCGCUAUUUUGUUGAGCGCGAAGAGCGCAAGAUUGAAAGGGAUGUAGAGAAGCAGCUUGCUGUGUCGCCUGCCACAGGCAGCGGUCCUAUUGGAUCCUCUCGUGCAGAGAGUCGGAGCCUGCGCGUGUUUCCAGCAAAUGUGGUUCACAGCGGCUCACACACAAAACGUGUCAGUGUCAGCUGA